AUGGAUAUUCUAGCUAACGAAACUAUUGCAAAUAUGCCCUCCUAUGCAGAAUUUUUGAAGGAAAUUAUGCAGAAGAAGAAGAAAUGGGAGGCAUUUACAAGAGUUUCACUUACCAAGGAGCCUAGUGCAGUACCUCAUAAUCGUCUUCCUGUCAAAAUGAAGGAUCCAUGGAGCUUCAUAGUUCCAUGUUAUUUUGAGAAUAUUUUAGUUGAAAAGUGCUUGUGUGAUCUUGGUUCCAGUGACAUGCUUGUAAAAGUCGGUAGAUUUUACUUUCCUGCAGAUUUUCUCAUCUUGGAUAUGAAGAAAGAUAUUAGGAUGCCUAUAAUUCUAGGUAGAGGACUCUUAGGCAUGAGAGGGGCUCUUAUUGAUGUUCUUGAAGGGAAACUUGCUUUAAGAAUGGGUAAGAAUGUGCAAGAGUUUAAAAUUUUUGAAACUUUGAAAUGUUCCUCAUAUGUUAAGUCUUGUUAUCAUCUUGAUAUUAUUAAUACUGUUUCUAAUGGAGUAUAUAUCCGUGAGUCGUUAUUUGAUCCAUUAGAAGGUAUCAUUACUUUGGGUGAGGAUGAAGAUAUGAAGGCCGUAAAUGUUUUAAGCAUGGAACAAAAUCUAGUAUUUGCACCCCUACAGGAUUUUCGCAAGUAUACUUAUUGCGUGGUACAGAAGCGCAAUAUGGCUGGGGAGGAAGAAACUUAG
Coffea arabica (coffee) is the source of this 690-nucleotide messenger RNA. RefSeq lists its product as uncharacterized. The record is from RefSeq and is a predicted model, not a curated record. NCBI's taxonomy places the organism in Eukaryota, Viridiplantae, Streptophyta, Magnoliopsida, Gentianales, Rubiaceae.